UCAGUCAGGUCUUUCUUGCUGGUGUCCCAACUGAGUCCACCGAUGAACAUCUUCCUGCACAAAAGCAAACAGCACUCCACUGAAUAAUUGAUGCACUAACAUGGUGUUAUACACACAUUUGCUGGUGAUGCAAAAAUGGCAGCGAUUGCAGUACCAGAAAAUACUAGAGUCUUUCUUCUGGACAUUGAAGGAACCACGACGCCCAUCACGUUUGUCAAGGACAUCUUAUUCCCCUACAUCCGAGAGAAUCUGGAGGAAUAUCUGUCUGCUCAUUGGGAGGAGGAUGAAUGCAAACAAGACGUGCAUCUGCUCAAGAAACAGGCUGAAGAAGACCUGCGGCAGAAUAAAGCGUGUCACGUUCAUGCGGUGGACCAGACGGUGCACACAGACGAGGAGAAGGCCAUCCGGGAGGUGGUGGAGGGUGUCCUGUGGCAGAUGGCAGCGGACAGAAAGAGCACUGCGCUCAAACAGCUGCAGGGACACAUGUGGAGAGCUGCGUACAUGACGGGGAAAAUCAAAGGCCAGGUGUACCAGGAUGUGGUUCCAGCCAUCAGACGCUGGAGACAUCACGGUCUGAAGGUCUACAUCUACUCUUCAGGAAGUGUGGAGGCGCAGAAGCUGCUCUUCGGUUAUUCUGUCCAAGGCGAUCUCUUAGAUCUGUUUGAUGGUCACUUCGACACUAACAUUGGUGCCAAAGUAGAAAGUAAGAGCUAUGAGAACAUCGCGGAGAGGAUCGGAUGCCAACCGGAGGAAAUCAUGUUCUUAACCGACGUCACACGAGAGGCGAAGGCAGCAGAGGAUGCUGGGGUGAGCGUGAUCAUGGUAGUCAGACCUGGUAACAUGGAGUUAACCGAAGAGGAGAGGAAGCAUUAUAGGAUCAUCACCUCUUUCAGCCAGUUAGAACUGAGCGGGAACGUUUGACAGCGCAGAGCCAGGGUCACAGCAUCAGAUCAUGUGAAACCAGCCGCUACUGUCUGUUGUUAUUCUGCUGGACUCAAACGCCAAGCCUCCCAGGUGCUUGUUUUUUACACUGAAACCCAUCUAUGAAUUAUCAUACACUUACAUUCUCUGUGAAUGUUUUAUAUGCGGUGUUAAUGUGUAGCAUAUGACAUGUUCAUGUCUUUAUCCCCCACAUGUGCAGUGAUUAUAAAAUAUGAUAACCUGCCAACUAGACACAGGUUUAGUGUGAUUGUACCUCAUGUCUUAUAAACCUCAAUUUUAAA
Molecule: messenger RNA, 1223 nt
Organism: Carassius carassius (crucian carp)
Lineage: Eukaryota; Metazoa; Chordata; Actinopteri; Cypriniformes; Cyprinidae
Gene: enoph1
Product: enolase-phosphatase 1
Exons: 7
Coding region: 136-921 (261 amino acids)
Molecular function (GO): acireductone synthase activity; magnesium ion binding
Source: RefSeq, a predicted model, not a curated record